AUGGGUAGGGUUAUUCGUGCUCAGAGAAAAGGUGCGGGAAGCGUUUUCCGUUCCCACACUAAACACCGCAAAGGCGCCCCCAAACUCAGGAACUUGGACUACUCGGAAAAGUAUGGUUACAUCAAAGGAGUUGUUAAGGACAUUAUUCACGAUCCAGGUCGUGGAGCUCCUUUGGCUAUUGUUCACUUUAGAGACCCAUACAAAUAUAAGACAAGAAAAGAGUUAUUCAUUGCACCCGAAGGUGUAUACACAGGACAAUUUCUUUACUGUGGAAAGAAAGCUAAAUUGAACAUUGGUAAUGUUAUGCCUAUUGGUGUAAUGCCUGAAGGUACUAUUAUCUGUAAUUUGGAAGAAAAAACCGGUGACCGUGGUCGUUUAGCUCGUGCUUCUGGUAAUUAUGCUACCGUUGUUGCCCACAACCCAGAUUCCAAAAGGACAAGGGUAAAGUUACCGUCUGGUGCAAAAAAAGUUAUUCCAUCCAACAACCGUGCUAUGAUUGGUCUGGUUUCUGGAGGUGGACGUAUUGACAAGCCCAUGUUGAAGGCUGGGCGUGCAUACCACAAAUACAAGGCUAAGCGUAAUUGCUGGCCUAAGGUACGUGGUGUUGCUAUGAACCCUGUUGAGCAUCCUCACGGAGGUGGUAAUCAUCAACAUAUUGGUAAAGCAUCCACAGUCAAGAGAGGAACCAGUGCAGGAAGAAAGGUUGGUCUCAUUGCCGCCAGAAGAACUGGUAGAAUUCGUGGAGGUAAAGUGGUCACCAAGAAAGGUGAUGAUUAA
Macrosiphum euphorbiae (potato aphid) is the source of this 777-nucleotide messenger RNA. The record is from the annotation of a GenBank genome assembly. NCBI's taxonomy places the organism in Eukaryota, Metazoa, Arthropoda, Insecta, Hemiptera, Aphididae.